GAACCAAUCAGGGAAGCUUAGGAUGGUGCGCGCAAGAGGAGCGCUCCUUCUGCGCGCGCGGGACUUGCCUAUGCAUGUUCUACAGCCAAGGGACAAGGGAGCUUGAGUGCAGGGUUUUGCUCUUUGAACGAGUUAGGUCAGACUGGCCAAGGUAGCUGUCCAUAAUGGCAGAAUGGAACAAAUACUAUCGGACUGAAGAUGACGAGGAGGCAGAGGAGGACGGAGAAGAAGCUAAAGCGGACUACAAGUACAGUGGGCGUGAUAGCCUGGUUUUCCUGGUCGAUGCCUCCAAAGAGAUGUUCAUAAAGGGGGAGGAUGGCGAGCCCACUAAUUUCGAUAUGACCAUGGAGUGCGUGCGCAGUGUGUACACCAGUAAGAUCAUCAGCAGUGACCGGGACCUGGUGGCGCUGGUCUUCUAUGGGACAGAGCACAGCAAGAACCCCAAGGACUCCUUCAAACACGUCUACGUCUUCCAUGACCUGGACUCCCCCGGGGCCAAGCGGGUACAGGAGGUGGAUGGCCUCCGGGGGGAGAAGGGGGCGAAGCAGGCGGCCGAAACGCUGGGCAGCGGGGACACGUCUCUGGGACAGGCCCUGUGGUGCUGCUCCAACCUCUACAGCGACAUCAAACUGCGGCUGUCCCACAAGCGCCUCAUGAUCUUCACCUGCCGCGACUCCCCACACGGGGGCGAAGCCGACCUCGACAAGCUGGCGCGCACCAAGGCUGCCGACCUGAGAGAGACCGGUGUGGUCAUAGACCUGAUCCACCUGAAGAAGGCGGAGGGGUUUGAUGUCUCCCUCUUUUUCUGUGACAUCAUGAGCCCCCCUGAGGACGACAACGAGUUGGGGCUGCAGGUGGAGCCUUGUGGGAAACUGGAGGACCUGCAGAAGAGAGUCAGGGCCAAAGACCUGAAGAAGAGAGCGCAGAGCAGGCUGAACCUGACGCUGGGAGCAUCGAAGGUGGCGGUGGGUGUUUACAUCCUUGCCAGGACAGCCACCAAGCCCCCAGCAGUGCGGCUGCACAGGGACACCAAUGAGCCUGUCCGCACCAAGACCCGGCUCUACGACAACAACACGGGCAACCUGCUGCUGCCCAGCGACACCAAGAGAUCACAGGUGUACGGGAAGAGGCAGAUUGUGUUGGAGAAGGAGGAGGUGGACGAGCUGAAGAAGUUUGACGAUCCGGGUUUGGUCCUGAUCGGGUUCAAGCCCAUGGAGCGGCUCAAACUGCACCACCACAUCCGGUCCGCCCUCUUCAUCUACCCCGAGGAGGAGCAGAUCACGGGUAGCUCCUGUGUGAUCGCGGCUUUGCUGCGCAGAUGCAGUGAGAGGGGCGUCUUCGCGGUCUGCAAGUACACCGCCCGCCGGAACACACCACCCCGCUUUGUCGCCCUGGUGCCCCAGAAAGAGGAGCUGGACUCUAACCAAAUACAGAUAAUGCCGCCAGGGUUCCACGCGAUCUUCCUGCCUUUCGCGGAUGACAUCCGUACCCUGGACACACCGCAGUUCCCCACUGCCUCCCGCAGUCAGGUGGACAAGAUGAAGGAGAUCGUCCAUAAGCUUCGGUUCAAAUACAGGAGUGAAGCGUUUGAGAACCCGGCCCUGCAGCAGCACUACAGGAACCUGGAAGCCCUGGCCCUAGACCUGCUGGAGCCUGAACCCAUCGAGGAUUUUACCAAGCCCAAAACUGGGGAAAUGGAGAAGCGACUGGGCCCUCUGCUGCAGGAGUUCAAGGACCUGGUCUAUCCUGCUGACUACAACCCAGAGGGGAAGACCGCAGUCAAACGCAAGCCUGCGGAUGGUGGAGGCGCAGCGGAGAAGAAACCGAAGGUGGAGCUGCCAGAGGCAGAGCUUCGGGCCCAUGUGCAGAAGGGCACCCUGGCAAAGCUAACGGUGCCGGUGUUGAAGGACGCCUGUAAGCAGUUUGGCGUGCCUACCACAGGCACCAAGAAGCAGGAGCUGAUCGACGCCCUGACAAAACAGUUUUCUCACUGAGCAGGAGGGAGGGGAAGAAUAGGUCUUUGUUUUAAGGGAUGAGAAGGCAGUUGGUAUUUGUAUCUAUGUUUUAUGGCAGAAGCCACACAUCUGUGGUAUAGUUUUUCCCCUUGAAACAUGUCACAGAAUACUUGUGUUGUAAUGGGUUUUAAGGAUGUGACUUUUGAUACAUGAAUACAUAUAAAUUGAAAUAAACAUUAA
Conger conger (European conger) is the source of this 2195-nucleotide messenger RNA. RefSeq names its product X-ray repair complementing defective repair in Chinese hamster cells 6 (gene xrcc6). Gene Ontology annotation, biological process: cellular response to X-ray; double-strand break repair via nonhomologous end joining; cellular response to gamma radiation. Gene Ontology annotation, molecular function: double-stranded DNA binding; DNA helicase activity; damaged DNA binding. NCBI's taxonomy places the organism in Eukaryota, Metazoa, Chordata, Actinopteri, Anguilliformes, Congridae. The transcript is spliced from 13 exons. The coding region runs from base 165 to 1994 and encodes 609 amino acids. Gene Ontology annotation, cellular component: nucleus; Ku70:Ku80 complex. The record is from RefSeq and is a predicted model, not a curated record.